This is a messenger RNA of Notolabrus celidotus (New Zealand spotty), 1188 nucleotides long. RefSeq lists its product as uncharacterized. NCBI's taxonomy places the organism in Eukaryota, Metazoa, Chordata, Actinopteri, Labriformes, Labridae. The record is from RefSeq and is a predicted model, not a curated record. The transcript is spliced from 8 exons. The coding region runs from base 166 to 987 and encodes 273 amino acids. Gene Ontology annotation, biological process: biosynthetic process.
CACCUGCUGGACACUUGACAAACGUUUGCAAAUCUCGCGAGAUUAUCCGAAUUUGCUCGGUGGACUGUGUUCCGACUUCACUUUCCCCACUCAUAUUAAGGCAGUACAUUCCCUACUUGAUAACACAGUUAAAACUAAUCGAAAUCUUUUAAGUUUGGAGUUUAAAUGAAAGCUGUCAUUCUAGCCGCCGGGUACGGAACCAGGCUCCAGAGGGAUGUGGUGGCAGACAGCAGCGGGAGGUUCGCUCACCUGGCCGGGGUUGCCAAACCGUUGCUGCCAGUGGGAAGGUGUGCUCUAAUAUCACACUGGGUUCAUGCUUUGACCUCCUCUGGAUGUGUGGACGGCAUCUAUGUUGUUACGAAUGCUCUGUACUGCACUGCGUUUGAAGAGUGGGCUUCACAUUUCACAAAUGUGAAGAUUCUCAGCGAUCAGACAAGCAGCAAUGAUGACCGUCUUGGUGCUGUGGCCUGCCUUCAGCUUGCAGUAAAGCACUUCAAGAUCGAGGACCAUGUCGUCGUCAUUGGGGGUGACACCCUCUUCAAAGAAGACUUCAGCCUCAGCAAAAUCAAAGAGAGAUUUUCUAACCUCCAAGCAAAGUGUGAGGACAACUGCCUGGUUCUGUCUUAUCAGUGCAAAGAGGAGGAAACUCGUAAAUAUGGGAUAUUGGAAGUAGACAGCGAUCUUCGCAUCCUGUGCAUGAAGGAGAAACCUCUUCCUUCUGAGACAAAGUCAAGGAGAGCAUGUCCGUGUUUCUACGUGUUCUCUAAGAAAAGCCUUCCCCUGUUGGACACCUUCAUGGAGGAAAAGAAGGAGGCUCCUAUUGAAGAGAAGGACGCUCCAGGUAACUUUGUGUCAUGGCUGAUUCCAAGGAAGCCGGUUUACGUUCAUGAGAUUUGUGGGCGCUUUGACGUUGGAAACCUGCCCUCCUACAUCGAGUGUGACCUUUACUUCAAAGAAAAACAAGAUGUGGAGUCUUACAUGGUGUAGACAUAAUUCAAAAGAACAAAAUCACACGUUUAAUUCAUCAUGUUGGGAAACAUCCAAGAUAAAAAUCAUCAAAUGAAUCAUCGGUUAACUUGAAGAAUGUGUCUGUGACAGAAAAUCUAUAAAUAUGCCUUUAAGUAUUUCUUGUUUGUAAUUUUACAACAGAUAUUUUCUAUUAAACUGAUUCUAUUUUAUUGUCUACUC